CCUGUGCCCAUGCCCCUUGCCGACAUGGGAGAAGUCAUGGGAGUGGCCUCCAGGGCUUUAUAAGGCGCCCAGGCCUUGGGCACAGCAGAGCCACUGCCCCCGGGACCACGUGAGCCACUACCACUCUGCAGACGCGAUGCCCAGGCUGUAUGUGUGCAUGCUGGCCAUGAUGCUGGCCAUGGCUGGCAUCUCCAAGGCCUCCCGGAGGCUACGCUCCCAGCCGAAGGACACAUCCAUGGACCCGGCAGACAGCAGGGGCCAGCCAGGCCUGAUGUCUGCCCACCGGAGACAGCUGGGGCCCCAGGUCCCUGCACACCUCAGGACAGACCUGUCCAAGAAGCAGGGGCCAUGGGCGGAGGAGGAGGCUGCCUACGGGUGGAUGGAUUUUGGCCGCCGCAGUGCGGAGGACUCAGACCAGCAUCUGUAGCCUGAUCUCCGGGCCAGCCCUGCUCUGUUCCAAGAAAAACCAACCCGAAUAAACUCACUCCUG
Molecule: messenger RNA, 490 nt
Organism: Cavia porcellus (domestic guinea pig)
Lineage: Eukaryota; Metazoa; Chordata; Mammalia; Rodentia; Caviidae
Gene: Gast
Product: gastrin
Exons: 3
Coding region: 137-427 (96 amino acids)
Biological process (GO): response to food; G protein-coupled receptor signaling pathway
Cellular component (GO): extracellular region
Molecular function (GO): hormone activity
Source: RefSeq, a predicted model, not a curated record